UUGAUGGUAAUGUUUUUAUGUAAUGAUAUGCUAAUAUCCAGCUGUAUGCAGCAGUCGUAGUAAGGCAUGCGCAGUUACCUAUUAAGAAAACAGCAAGCAUUCAAAGUUUUUGUUUGUACCGCAUUUGUGUUGAUCUCGGCACCCAUCAGCACUAUCAGCAAGGGAGAUGUUUGGUUUUCAUAAAUCGAAGAUCUAUCGCAGCCACGAAGGCUGUUGCAUCUGCAAGACGAAGUCUUCCAGCUCUCGAUUCACAGACAGCGGGAGAUAUGAGGAAACCUUCAGACUCUGUUUUGGGUUGUUGGAGGACCGGACUGGAGAUAUCUGCAAUGCCUGUGUCCUGCUGGUAAAGAGGUGGAAAAAACUGCCCCUUGAGUCUAAAAAGAACUGGAACCAUGUAGUGGAUGCGCGAGCGGGACCAGGCUUCAAACUCAUAAAACCCAAAAAGAUGAAAAGCAGCGACGUCAAAAAGAUGAAAAGCAAGCUCCAGAAACUCCACAAGUUGAAAAGGCAAAAUUCUGAUGCUCACAGCACAGCAUCCAGUGCCUCUCCCUCACAGUCUCCCAGCUACAGCAACCACUCUGAUGAGGGUUCAGAUAUCGAAGCCAAGCGCAGACAUUCCUCUGCUUCAGGCUUUUCUUUCAUAGACCUCACAUACUGGAAAAGACAAAAGGUGUGCUGUGGCAUUAUUUACAAAGGUCGUUUUGGGGAAGUCAUGAUUGACCCUCGGCUUUUCAAGCCAUGCUGCGGUGCAAAGAAGUCGGAGACCCUCUCACAGCCAGACGCAUCUCCACAGGACCUGAAAGAAGACUGGUAAUUGAGGGCGGGUGCUGCUAGCCAUUUUCAGCACCCUCCUGGGUGCACCUUAGUGUUGUCUCCAGUGGCAGACUCGCAUUUUUAUACCCUUUUUUUUUUUUUUUUUUUUUUUUUUUUUUAUUAAUUCUUGUUUUUAUUAUUUUUCAUAAACUGUAAUUAGAACUUAAUGUAAAUGACUAAAGCCAGUCACAUUUUUUUAUUUUCAUUUUGAAAAUCAAUUUUGCUGUUUUUUUUUUAAUUAAGAAAAACAAAAUGCAGUUUUUAAACUAUGGGCAUUAGUAAAAUAUUUAUAGGAUCAGGAGCUUUAUUAUAUCUGGCCUAAAAGUACUCUUUUUUUAUUUUUUAUAUAUAUAUAUAUAUAUAUAUAUAUAUAUAUAUAUAGCAUUUAAAGACUGUAAAUAUUUUUUCUUUAAUGUGAGCGCCAUUUGUAAAUACAGUAUCUAGAUUUUCUUUUGUCAGAGCAUUGACUGCCUCGUGUUAUUUUUGUCUACUGUAAAUACAAUGUAGACAAAAAUGGUUUCAUUAUAUCCUGAUAUACAUAAUAUGACACAGACACUCAUUGUGUACCAUUUCAGAUAUCGGAGUGGAACCCAUUUCUUUUCCAGGUUAAGUAGUAGAGAUAUGUUGUGUGUUAUUCUUCAAAAUGUUCUGAAGGUACUUCACAAUCGUAAAACCAGUUUCUUUUGUGUAAAUGACAUCAAAUUCAGACACUGUGAUUGCCGUCCUCAAGAAAAAUAAGAAGACCUUUUAUUUUGUUGUGAAACACAGAAAAAAUAUCCUCACUUUUGUACACAGUUAUGUUAGAAAAUUUAUAUUCAUGCAUAAGAUGUCUUAAGCCUUUCUCUUUGAUCAUUUUUUUUUUAACGGUUUAACAGAAUAUUGCAGAUCUUCUAUUAAAACACUUAACAUGUCUGUUACCAUUUCUAUAUUCCAACCAAUGCACUUCCAGGGCACUGCGAGUGGUGGCUUCUGCGUAUUUGUUGCCAUGUGCUUGAGUUAUCGAUUUUAUAGCACAGCUAUAGUUUCUUUAAAUAACAUGGCUGUAGUGAUGAUACAAUGUUGGUAAUACAGAACUGCUUUAGAUUAAUCAUGGUCUUCACUCAUUUAAUUCUGCCAAAAGUGGUGCAAAUUCAACAUUCAAGUCUGUAAUCCAUUGUUCUAGUUGCUUCUGUGCUUAGCCACAUUAGUUUCCCAAAAUUAUAUUUACGUCAUCUGAUGUGCAUACUGUACCUUUGCAGCUUUUACUCCAGCUUAUAUAUAUAUAUAUAUAUAUAUAUAUAUAUAUAUAUGUAUAUAUAUACACAUACACAUUUUGUUACACUGUCCUGAAAUAAAAAUCUUGAUGGGGUUAAUGUACAAAACUUAUUUUUAAGGGUUGUUGGAUUAGUUUUUGUUGCAUAAAAACACUUUUAAGUAGAGAAAAAAAAAUCUGCGUUGCUCUGAAAUACUUUAACAGUGGCAUCUUAAAUUGUUAAUUGUAAUUACAAUAUUAAACUAUAAUCUAACAAUGCCAACCCUAAUCCCAUUUGUAUUGGCCUGUGUUUUGGUUAAUUCUGUCAAUGUUACGCAAGUCCUGUUUGGAUUAAACCAGUGUAUGUGCUAUUAGUCAGUUAAAACCAUUCUUGUAAAGUCAGAUUGCUGGCUGUUUCUGUGGUUCCUCCAAAUGUGCUCACAUACUUAUCAGUGUAGGUACACCACUUUUAUAGUUUAGACUCCCGUAGUGGUAGAAUGUUACAUUUUUUGGAAGCAGAGAAAGCUAUAUUUUGUUAUGGCUGCUCUUCUGAUAAAUCAUUUUCAGCGCCAGGCAGUAAUUGUGAAUUCUCAGUUUCAAAUGAAAACGGAAAAUAUUUAAAAAGUAGCCAGAAGAGAAUGAUUUUUUAUUUUUUAUUUUUUAUCAGUUUGUAUCACUCUUUCAGUAUAUUGAAUCAUGAAGUCUCUAUGAAGCAGAAGAAUCUGUAUGUAAUUCAGUUUGGUGGUGGCUUUUUUAGUUUAAGAAAAACAGUUACCAAAUGAUAACUAGUUGAAUCUUUGUAGAAAAGGUGUUCUUUCUAAUUUACAAUGAACAGUAAGGUGCAUUUCUUUUUUCAGUUAGCAUUUUAGGUGUGCCUUAAACCAGUGGAACUGUGCAACAUUUGUCAUACUUUUUAAAUAAAAUGUCUAAGUUUCCAGUGUAAUUUAUUUUAUUUAUUUCUCAUAAGCUUUCUGUAUUCACCUCCUACUGUAAAGAAAACUGUUUUUUAAAAUCAUUUUAUUUUUCUGCACUUUUAAAAUAUUUGAUGUUAAAUUGAAUGCUAUUUUAUAUAUAUCUACUGUAAUACUUUUGUAUUUUAAUAAAAUAUGAAAAAUAAA
Acipenser ruthenus (sterlet) is the source of this 3162-nucleotide messenger RNA. Its product is annotated as SIN3-HDAC complex-associated factor-like. The record is from RefSeq and is a predicted model, not a curated record. The transcript is spliced from 6 exons. Lineage: Eukaryota; Metazoa; Chordata; Actinopteri; Acipenseriformes; Acipenseridae. Gene Ontology annotation, biological process: negative regulation of cell migration. Bases 167 to 814 code for a protein of 215 amino acids.